UGACAUAAGGAACAUUUUUAUAGUAAUUCUAAGUUUUCACUGCAGCACAGGUAUGUUAUGUCAUAAUGAUUCCUAUCUGACCACUGUCCAGUCCCAGACUGGUACAUGUGUACUAGGAAAGGAUGUCCAGUCAAACACUGGUACAGGUGUGCAUGAAAAUGAUGUCCAGUCAAACACCAGUACAGGUAUGCACGAAAACGAUGUCCAGUCAAACAUCAGCUCACGUGUGCAUGAAAAUGGUGUCCAGUCUGAAAAUAGCACAAGUGUACUAGGAAACGAUGUCCAGUCCGACAACUCUUCAGCUAUACUAGGAAACAAUUUUCAGUACAACUCCAGUACAGGUGCACUAGAAAACGAUGAUCAGCCUGAUUCCAGCACCCUGCCUGACCCCUGUGGUCCAGUUAUGACUUUUGACCUGCUUGGUCCAGUGGGAGAACGUCUUCUUUGUCCCACAUGUGUUAGUGUGUCUUUGAGCGGAGAAUUUGUGGUCAGUGACACUGACAGUUGUUUUGUGGUAAUCUACAGCAGUACAGGACAGUAUCUAAGUCACUUCAGCACCAUCCCAAAGAGGAUGUUUUACAUGUUUCUAGAUCUAGCUAAAUAUCGGCCGCAGGAUGUAGCCUGGCUCUCAUCUAAACGUAUAGUAUACACCCAGCCAGCAGGCUGUCGGGUUAUCAUAGCAGACUGGAAAGGUAAAUCUACAGUGACCAUUGAAGGGAGGCCUCUGUAUGAACCAUAUGGUGUUUGUGUUGACCAGUCAGACAAAAUUUACAUCACUGAUAGGGCUAAGGGGAGAAUACUCUGUUACAACUGCGAUGGUAAACUUAUCAAGAGUUUAGGAGUUUUUGGAUCAAGGGAAGUACUAUGUCGUCCUCAUUAUAUUUGUGUCGCAAAUAAUGGGAAUAUCUGUGUAAAUGAACUGAGUAAAGAUGAGAGUCGUGUACAUGUUUAUUCUAAGAGUGGUACUUCUAGUUGUGUGGUAGCAAAGGGAGAUAAUCACAGCUUGGGGAACAUUGCAGUCGAUUCCGAAGGCUUUGUGUUACAAGUGGAUUUACAGUGUGACCAUUUAGUGAUGUGUUGUCCACCUAAAUUAAAUGGAUACACUUACAAGACCGCAACAGGAGAAGAGGAACACAAAGGCAAAAACAGCCACUUACUGGUCAGUAGGACCCUGACCUCUGACCUCGGUGGCAUAACUUUGACCAACAAUGAUCACCUAGUGUGUAUUGAUCGUAAGGAAAAACAAGUCAAGAAUUACAUUUGGAACAAUCACAAGGAAAAUUUGAUUGCCCUGUAACAUAAGGACUUAAAAAAUGCUAUUUCAUACUACAUCAUUGCAAGAUAUAUUUGAAUAUACAUAUUUUCAUUUUUUCCGAUGAGCAGUGCAGUGAAUCCAACACACAUGUCAGCUUUCAUGAAAAUUUUUCCAUCUAUUAUCAUUCGUUAUAUUUUAAAUAGAGAUUUAAUUUAUUCAACUUUAUACUGACUGAACUACAGUAAUAUAUACCAUGUGAGCAAUCAUCCAUGAACACCCAGUGUCAGUGAACCCUCAGUGUCCAUGAACACCCAGUGUCAGUGAACCCUCAGUGUCCAUGAACACCCAGUGUCAGUGAAACCUCAGUGUCCGUAAAUGCCCAGUGUCUGGUAACCCUCAGUGUCCAUGAACACCCACUGUCAGUGAACCCUCAGUGUCAGUGAAUGCCCAGUGUCAGUGAACUCUCAGUGUCCAUGAACACCCAAAGUCAGUGAACCCUCAGUGUCCAUAUGAACCCCUAGUAUCAUGA
Molecule: messenger RNA, 1784 nt
Organism: Ylistrum balloti
Lineage: Eukaryota; Metazoa; Mollusca; Bivalvia; Pectinida; Pectinidae
Exons: 1
Coding region: 53-1297 (414 amino acids)
Biological process (GO): proteasome-mediated ubiquitin-dependent protein catabolic process; protein polyubiquitination
Molecular function (GO): ubiquitin protein ligase activity; protein binding
Source: RefSeq, a predicted model, not a curated record